Messenger RNA from Phyllostomus hastatus (greater spear-nosed bat), 818 nucleotides. It is a transcript of the gene PTTG1, whose product is annotated as PTTG1 regulator of sister chromatid separation, securin. Gene Ontology annotation, biological process: chromosome organization. Gene Ontology annotation, cellular component: cytoplasm; nucleus. The transcript has 6 exons. NCBI's taxonomy places the organism in Eukaryota, Metazoa, Chordata, Mammalia, Chiroptera, Phyllostomidae. The coding region runs from base 134 to 742 and encodes 202 amino acids. The record is from RefSeq and is a predicted model, not a curated record.
GCGUAUCACGUCCCAUUACCCGAGGUUAAAAACUCCAAAGCAACGCCGUCCAAGAGAAACAUAAUGUCAGCCGUAGGUGUCAUUUAAAAUAGUCCAGUAACCAUAUUAUGACAAUAGAAACAGUUAAUACAGAAUGGCUACUGUGAUCUUUGUGGAUAAGGAAAACGGAGAACCGGGCACCCGUGUUACUCCUAAGGACCGGCUGAAGCUGGGGUCCCGGCCUUCAGUCAAAGCUUUAGAUGGGAGAUCUCAGGUUUCAACAACACAUGUUGGCAAAAUGUUUGAUGCUCCACCAGCUUUACCUAAGGCUCCCAGAAAGGCUUUGGGAACUGUCAACAGGGCCUCAGAAAAGUCAGUGAAGAGUAAUGGACCUCUCAAGCAGAAACAGACAACCUUCUCUGCUAAAAAGGUGACCGAGAAGACUGUCAAAGGAAAAAACUCUGCUCCUGCCUCAGAGGACACCUAUCCAGAAAUAGAGAAGUUCUUUCCCUUCAACCCUCUAGACUUUGAGAGCUUCGACCUGCCUGAAGAGCACCAGAUCGCCCAGCUGCCCUUGAGCGGAGUGCCUCUCAUGAUCCUCGAGGAGGAGAGGAAACUCGAACGGCUGCUACACUUCGGCCCCCCUUCGCCUCUGAAGAUGCCCUCUCCACCGUGGGCGUCCGAUCCGCUGCAGUCUCCCUCAAGCAUUCUGUCGACUCUGGACGUUGAACUGCCGCCCGUGUGCUAUGACGUAGAGGUUUAGUUUCUUAGUGCUUUCCAGUUUGUGUGUAUGUAUUAAUAGUUCGUGUUAAUAAAGCAAUUCCUUGACAGACUCUUAA